UCAUCAUCGCCAUCAAAGCUUUCGGGCACAUGCGAUCCUUUCAAGAGCAAAGCGAAGUCUACUUCCGCUACCACUCCCUCUCGCAACCUGCAUCCUUCUUUCUGUCUUGUUCCGUACCCAGCGCAGUAAGCGCUCCAUUCAUUCAUUCCAUUCACUUUGCAAGACCAAUCACCCACGCUCACAUCUCACCGCCUCGCGAUUCAAGCUCGUCAAGAUGGGUGGCGGUGACCUUAACAUGAAAAAGUCGUGGCAUCCGCUCUUGCAUUCCAAUCAGGAAAAAGUGUGGAAGCAAGAAAAGGCGGCAUUAGCAGAACGACGCAAAUUGGAAGAGCUGAAGAGGGAGAGGGAUCAGGAGAGGGAGAUGAUGGAACUUCAACGCAUACAGGAAGCUGCUGGUGGUAAGAAGAGGGUGGAAAAGUUGGAUUGGAUGUAUGCUACGCCCGCUAGCAAUGCUGGACCCAAUGCUGGCGAGUUGGAAGAUUAUCUGCUCGGCAAAAAGAGGAUCGAUAAACUUUUGAAACAGGAUGAGAUGGCCAGAGUGUCCAAACAUGAUAGCACGGGUCCAGGAUCGGGUGCGCCGGCAGGUCCAAGCUCGUCCAUCAACGCAGCUCGAGACGUAUCCAACAAGAUCCGCGACGAUCCGCUCAUGUCUAUCAAAGCGCAAGAAGCCGCAGCAUAUCAAGCUCUGCUGAAAGAUCCUACACGUCUCAAAGCUCUCAAAGCUGCCGCUGCUGCUAAGGGUGGAGAUGGUUCUCCCGCGGAAGGGGAGAGCAAGGAAGAGAGGAGAAGACGUAAAGAGGAAAAGAGAAGGAGGAAGGAAGAGAGGGAAGGAAGGAGGGAGGAGGAUCGGCAGCGCGAAGGUGAUCGGUACAGGGAUGCGAGGAGGGAGGAAGAUCGGUCUGGACUUCGAGAUCGGGACGCAUACUAUGGGAGAAUGGAAGAUCGCGGUGGACGUCGCGAGCGACCUGAUCGGUCGGAUCGUGCACAUCGGGACGAGCGAGAAGACAGGCAUCAACGAGAUUACGAGAGGUCUCGAAGGGAUGAUUGGUACGAUCGAGGAGGCUAUCGGGAAGGAGAGUCAUCUACUCAGCGUCGAGCCUCGUCUGGACGAGAUGCUCGCCAUCUCAUCGACCGACGUCAACCAUCCUCAGCGCGUCGUCCACAUUCUCGCUCUCCAUCGCGCCACGACGGUGCACGGUCUCGUUCUCGAUCCCCGAUUCGUCCUGCGCCUGCGCCUGCGCCUGCUCCUCCCCUCGACGCUCGCUCCUCUUACCCAGCCGCGUCGGAGCGAGAAGCGAAAUUAGCAGCCAUGCAAUCCAACGCGAGCGCGCUGAACGCAUCACGUCGUUCUCAAUUGGAGAGGGUGCGCGUUGCGGAAGAGGCCGAGUUGGUGAGGGAGGAAGAGCUGCGCAGAAAGUUGGCUUCUAGGAGGGAAAAGGCGGGAGGUGGAGAAGAGGGUGGAAAGGCUACUUUUGUUUUGGAGCAGCAGAGAUUGGCAUAUGGUAUGGGCGCGGGUGCGAGAGGACAAAAGGAUAUGGAGAUGGAUCUGGCUCAGAGACUUAGGAGGGGAGGAAGGGAAGGAUUGCAGAGGAUGGGUGCGGAUUGAAAUGUUC
Ceraceosorus guamensis is the source of this 1613-nucleotide messenger RNA. RefSeq lists its product as hypothetical. Bases 215 to 1606 code for a protein of 463 amino acids. Gene Ontology annotation, biological process: mRNA splicing, via spliceosome. Lineage: Eukaryota; Fungi; Basidiomycota; Exobasidiomycetes; Ceraceosorales; Ceraceosoraceae. The transcript has 3 exons. The record is from RefSeq and is a predicted model, not a curated record. Gene Ontology annotation, cellular component: U2-type spliceosomal complex.